AGCAACGGUUGUUGUACAACUGUCGGGGCGGCCCGCCAUCGUCACAUUGCUUUGUCACACCACACUUUUCAAAAUUCCCUCAUCGUCGUUCACGACGCUAGCCCACUGUCCAGUUUCUCCCUAUAGCCUGUGAUAGCUGAUAUCGAGUAAAUUUUGCGAUCCUACACCGUCUGGUCAGGUGGCGCCCAGACUCCACUUGGAGGAGCCUUACUAUUUUCACUGAUUAGGACUACUCAUAAUUCUCCUGAUCAUGGAUGAGCUCGUGCAUCAUUGUCUUCGAGAGCUUUCAUUCGACGGCGAUCUUGGUUGUAACGUUUCCCGCUUGCGAGAUUUCAUCGUAGGAUUCUACAGUCACGAUGCUACCCACCCACAGGUCGUCGACGAUGCUUUCUGCGCGUUUGUCUGGUCUAUAGUUGUCCAGCAGCCCACUGUCCGCGUUGGUACAGUUCCUGUAGGCGUAUCAUCUGAAGUGUAUAUCGCUCCUCAGACGAGCGCAAAGCGUAAGGCGGCAGCUAAGGGCGAGGUACUUGUCGAAGAAGCCCCACCGUCACUCACUCUCGUUGAAAAUGCACGCGAUAGGUCAUUGGAGGAUCUAAAAGCAGAAUAUAGCGAAGAUCUCAGGAUUGCUGUUGAUCCGGAGACAUCUUUUGCUGCGAUCACGGAUCUCAUAUCAGAGUAUGCUUCGAAACUCAGUCCGAUGGUUUACAGUGCUUUGCAACUCAUCACCAGAGGUCGCGAAGAAGGUAUUACAACUGUCGAGCUUGGGCGCAAGACAAAGUAUGAUCAGAAAACGUGCUUUUAUGUCAUCAAACAACUGCUAGAGCUUGGCUUAAUCAUCAAAGCACGGCGUGGAGGUGUUGGUAAUCACUCCUGCAUUCACAAAUAUUUUGUCGAGCGCAGCGCGUUCUGGCAACAGAUCCAGCAAGAGGAAGCCAAAGAUGAUGAGCCUAUUGUUAUUGGAGAGAGUCAUCCGCAAGAUGCAACCCCUGUUGAAGAUGGAACUCCCUCUGCUGUACCAUCAGAACUCGACUUUGAGCCUGUAGAUUCCAGACAUUUGUCUAGUCUUACACUAAUCAAAAACCGAAUCGUCAAGUUGUUGAAGGCCUCGCAGAACAAUAUUCAUGCAUCCAAUAACUUGAUUAUCACCAUCGGCUUUACGAAUCCAACCAAGACAGACCGUCGCUUCUUCCAAACCCGUCUGCGAGAGUUGAUUGCGCAAGGAGUGAUAGAACGUGUGUUGGUUCCGAGCUCCAAAGUCAAAGACAGGCUUGUCAAGUGCAUACGACUUGUUGCUCCAGACAACCAACUCCCAGAGGGCGGUGUCAUCCUUGCCCCUCAAGAAGGCGAGGAGGAUGACAAGGAAAUCAUGUUUGAUGAUAUCUCUGCUGGUUACACUGAAGUCAGGGCAAACCGCACAAUCCAAAAACAAGUGUCAGAUGUACUUGAAGAAGCAGGGUCUUCCGGCAGAACUCUCCACGAAAUCUGCAGCGCUCUUGGCAAUUUCGAUAAACGCACUAUUGAGCUUCUGUUAACGCGAGCAGCCAAGAGUCAACCUCCCGCUCAUCUCAGCGAUCUCGGGAUAGCGGACUUCAUGGAGUCGUUUGGGCGGGAAAGACGACAUCGAUAUUAUACUCUCGCAGCAUAUACGACGGUCAUGGCCAGCGAAAAGCUCGAAGAUACCACGACGUCAUAUGUUGAUAUUGAUCUCUCAAAAGCUGGUGAUUUUGCUGUGUUCCACGAGGCAAUGUUUUAUGAUGACGACCAAACUCUCCACUACUACGAAGACAUGUUUAAAGACAAGGAGGGCGCCAAAGUGAACACAGGAGCUAAGAAGCGUAAAAGGCCAGGAACCGAAGAUCCAGGAGAUGACGAAGCGGUUGAGGAUACGCCAGAACCUAUUCCAAAAGCCAAGAGGGGCCGCCCACCGAAAAAGCCACGUGGUGAGGCGGAUGGUGAUAUCUCUAUCCCACGAAAAAGCGAGGGUGAUGGAACCUCGACGGUACGUAAGGUUCCUAAAUGGCGCGGCCGUCCACCCAAACAGAAGCCCGAUGCUGAACAAGCCGUUUGCCAUGCUGAAGUUCCAAGGAGUGGAUCGAUGGAGGGUGUCAAUGUUAUUGUUCUUGCCGCACGAGUCCUGUCAGCGCCUCCAUCAGAGACCAGUGGACACCCUCCAGAAAGCUCAGAUAUGACCGGCGUAGUUAGUUUUCGACAAGGAAUGACUCCAACCACAUCUCAUGUUGCCCCUGAGCCCCCGACUUCGAGUCCAAAGGAAGGAAGUCAUUUGUUUCAGGGAUCAUCCGGCUUGUCCUCAUCGGCGGCACAUGAGGAUCCCAGCGACGAGCAACACCGUAUUCGUCAAGCUGUGGCGGACGCCAAUGUGCAAGCCGCAGUACCGCGACCGUCUGAUGGCGUCGCGCUUACGACCAACAUCGGCGACCUUAUGGGAUCCUACAAUGGACCUGUAGACGUACAUGCAGAGGAACCAAAACCCUGGAGAUCUCAUAGAAAAUCGAAACCCACAAUUUGCGAGAAUGAUGCUUCCUCUAGCCGGAAACGUGGUACUGUGCUAGAAGGACUGCCGAGUGAAGGUUCUGAUAACCGAAUCGAUAAAUCAGAGGUCGUUCGCAUCCCACAGCAAGUAGUGGAUGGUACAAGAGCCGAUGAAUUAUUCGUCAUGGAUAACCGCCCUUCUGCACAAGAAUCUAUGAUUAUCGAUCCUGCGCUGUUGGGGACGUCCCCUGCGGACGUAAUGCCUACUGUGAUAGGAGAGAAACGGAAGGGAUCCCCACCACUAGUAACACCUUUCCAACCCAAGCGCACGCGGACAUCCACGCCUGGUGAUAAGGUCAAAACAAAUCUGAACAUAUCUCAUUUACGCCGCGAGAACGAAUUUUUCCGGGUAAUCCAGGACUUGGGCGGCAUUGCAAAUCUGCACACAAAACAUUUUUUUGACGCGCAUAUGGCUCUGCUGAAUGAUAUGGCUCAGCGUGGAGAACCUGCAAGUGCACCCUCAGGAAUUCGUAUCGACAAGAGAACCGCAGACGCCACCGUAAAGAACAUGGAAAGCCGUAGUCGCAUCAAAGUACUCAAAACCACUGUAUUCUCUGUCACCGGAAGCACUCGGCCUGCCUGCCUCGUUUAUCUCCCAGACACUUCCCAAGAGAAAAUCAAUGCGUUCUUACAUCAUCUGAGCCACACCGCCCCGGCUCCUAACAUUCUGCCUGUCAAGACAUUUCAGGAGCCUGUGGACUUCGGAGCUUCAAGCAGCGUUUCACAGUGCACCACUCUACCGCUUCAUCUACUGCAAAUAGAGAAAUCUGGGAAAGAUGAUGAACAUCAGGUCCUUGACGUUGCCAAGGCGGAGGAACUCUUCGCAUACGACUCUGAAACGAUCCGCGACGUGUUGCUUACGGAGAGAACCACGGUAGCGCAGUUGUAUGGUUUCAGAGUUGGGAAAGCGGCUAGGCUGCGGGACUUUCAUGUCUUUACCCUUGGGUUGCUCGAACAACACUCUUCGCCCUGUAUUGCGUCCCACGAGCAUUCCAUAAUCGACAUUUCCUUGUACCAGCUCGACGUUCCCAUUGCCAUCUAUUGCUCAUUCAUUGCCGUUCUCACUUACGACGAAGAGCUAUCAAAGCUCAUAGCCUCUGCGGAGGGCAGAGAGACACUAGUCAGAGAUCUGCCGAACCGUAUAUCAGCAAAGCUGCAGGUGGGAAAGUCACGUUCCAAAUCUCGCGUUUUGGAACUUUUAGAUGCCCUUCGGCUUCUUGGCCUUGUGACUCCUUACGAACCAUCCACGGAUGACGACGCGGAUUUCACAUGUACACUCUCCGAUGGUCGGACAGUUGCACUCAAGGCAGCCUCUUUUGACGGGUGGCGGGUAUCCGCACCAUCCGCCGCGCCACAAUAUUGGCGCUUCAAUGAAACAGCACCGUUAUACCUAUGGGCUCUUUCAGAUUCUUCCCCGCCUUACUGGAGGGAUAUCUCUGUGAAAUCCCGCUGUGAUGGUGUAGCUUUUUGGGACGAGUUGCAUAAAGUCAGUCGAGAUGUUGCUCAUGCACAAAGCACCGUUUGUCCAACACACGGCGCUUCAGGACCUCCAGCAAACACGCCUCUUGUGCGGUUCCUUCGCCGGAGAGUAUCUUGGGACUUGGAAUACCGCUUGACCUGGUACCAGAAGCGUUAUCUAGAUCAAUCUGUAGACAACGCCACGGCUUGCAGUCCACUUGACGAAGAGGAUAGUGAUUCACAGCUGCAGCAGAUUUGCCAUGUUCUCAGCGCUCCACGUGCGCCUGUUGUCGCCUACCUCAAAGACGCUACUGAAAAGGUUUUGCGUGAAAUAAAGAAAGCACGAGCGAGGCAGAAACGAGACGAGGCGGAGCCUUGUACGAUGCAGAACAUCGAAGCCAAAACCAUGCUUCGAAAGAAGGCCGAAGAAGCGAAGCUUCAGAGGGAAAGCGACUGGGAAGCGCUGCUUGAGCACGUGCAUCCCGGGCCUCUUAAGGGCACCAUUGGCAUCCGGAUUCUAGCUGUUCGCAAUCGCUUUGUACAAUCCAGCUCGAUCAGAGAUACGGAUCGAUGGCGAAGUGAAAUUGAAAACGCCAUCCGGGAGGCUCGACUGGCUUCAAACAAGGUUAUCGCAAGGCCGAAAGCGCUUGCGGUUUCGCGCUCCAUAGCUUUACCUCCUGUUGCAACCAAUCCUCCUGAGAAAUCGGUGCAUUUUCUCAUAGCUCAACAAGGGCCACCUAUUCUUGCGCAACAAAUCGGAAAAUCGAGAGGAAAGAAUAAGACAUCACACCAGAGGCGCUCUAGAUUCCACUGGACUCGAGAAUACGACGAGCUUGCCCGUGAUGCAUCUGCUGUGAUUCGUGCUCGAUGUCGCGGUGGGGUCAAGAUUGAUCUUUCAGCUUUCGAUCAGGUGUUUCCUGCUGUGCCGCGUAAUUCUGUCCGCCUCCGCCUCUCACACCUCCGGGAGAAUACUGGUGAAGACGUGUACAUGAAGCGCCUCGAAGACCGAUGGCAUGACCUUUGGGUUCAGCAUAGGGGUACCGAGUACCUUCCCGAUGAAGAUCCUCAAAGCCCGUCGAACUUUGACAUCGUAAAUCACAUAGAGUUUCUUCGGAAGCAUGUUGACAAGAAUGCCUUGAGAGUUGGUUAUGUUGAGCACACAACUCGGACGAAGCUACCGGCAUCAGUGGAUGACAUCAUACAUCAUUUCGAUGUGCUUUGCAACACAACUAUUGCUCCUGCUUGGGAAUUUGUAUGGCAAGCUACCGUCGAAGAAGGUCGAGAGAAACAGUUUCUCCGACAGUCUUUCACUCAUGGAGCAGACGAAGUUCCAUAUGCCACAAACACGAGUGAUGAUGUAGUUCAAGUCGCGGAAGCUGCACUAAAGAUGGUUUUUGGCAUGUCUACCGAGCAUUAUGACGCUGAUUUGGCAGCGGAAUUGCUCCACAGUGCAGGUAAUCAGUCUGUAUCCCUCGCAACCUCCAACCUUUUGCGGCGCGGAGUCCUGUCAAAGGUGGUUCGUGAUCCCAAAAAGAUGAAGCCGGGACGUACAUUGAAAAUAUCGGACGUCAACCUAAACGCCAUCGGAGGUUUGAUACAUAGAGACUUGUUCCAAGACGCUGUCGCUCUGGAUGAGGUAUUUGCAGAGCAAGUUGGCAUCCUGGAAUGGCCCUUGUUAGCCUCUGAUGGCGACACCGCAGCACUGCUCCAGCUGGUGUCAGAGGGGCAAAGAAUAGAUGACGAUGAUAUCGAGACUAGCAUCCAAGUCCGCUUAAAUGCACUCGACGGAGACGAUAACGAGGGCAAUGGAAGCGCUAUAUUGCCUCCAUACGAGUUGCGCUUGGACCCUACGAACACACCACUGGAUGAGAGCAUGCAACGUCAACAUGGAAAAACGGUGACUGGAACCGACGCCGCUUGUGCUAAGAAGACACAAUCAAAAAUCGUAAAUUGCGUAUUAUGCACCGAGUCAACGUUUUCCGAGUUUGUCGCUGGUCUGGAUUACGAACAACGAAAACUGGCUCAAAAUAUGUUUGAUCGAGCUAAUGCGUCAUCAGAAUUAGGUUCAUCAAAGGCGCACUACCUAGCUUUUGGUGCUGGUGAUGUGGUUAUGGACCUGUUACAAAGAAUGUCACAGACAUCCCCACCCCUCAUCUUGUUGGUUGGAUACUCUGCGCCAGUCAUCGUUUCCUGCCUCCAUGCUCGUCCUUGGACAGUGGAAAUCAUUAGGGAACCAAAAGCUCUUGCCUUACCUCGACGUUGGCUAGAUAUCCGUGGUGGUACAAUACAAGAGACCUGGAAUGCUAUUUUACAUGCUGUGGUGGGCAUCAUUUUUUUUCAUCCAGGGAUUUCCCAGGUGAGUGUUUUGACAAAUUUAUUCGUGUGCCUGAUCUCAAUCCGAUAGACCGAGCUGCGGUGGAGGCUUAGGGCAGUAUGUGACCGACAGGAACUCGUAGACAUCGUAUGCUUCUUGUACCGUGAAGAAGCCGUUCACGCACGAGUUAGUACAGAAUGUCCGACUGGCACUGUCUGGCCGGCAACAUUGGACGAUGGGGAGGAACAGCGGGUUUUCUGGUUCAUUGGCAAGAAUAAGUAUUGGUAUCAAGUCUAAAUCCAAUCACGUUCAUCGGAUGCCGCAAUAACCAUAAUGCCAUGCUCGUGUAAAGUGUUGUGA
Suillus subaureus is the source of this 6682-nucleotide messenger RNA. RefSeq lists its product as uncharacterized. Bases 251 to 6412 code for a protein of 2053 amino acids. Gene Ontology annotation, biological process: transcription initiation at RNA polymerase III promoter; 5S class rRNA transcription by RNA polymerase III. The record is from RefSeq and is a predicted model, not a curated record. Gene Ontology annotation, cellular component: transcription factor TFIIIC complex. Gene Ontology annotation, molecular function: DNA binding. NCBI's taxonomy places the organism in Eukaryota, Fungi, Basidiomycota, Agaricomycetes, Boletales, Suillaceae. The transcript has 15 exons.